ACCUCCAUCAUCGACGGCAGUCGCCACAGCAAUAACAAUAUCUCCUCCAUCGCAACCUGCAGCCCUAAUUUUCGUAAACAGCAAACAUGGUACCGUAUCCCUCGCCCCAUUCAUCCCGGGGAGGCUAACCAUCUCCAUCAACAACAGGGCAAACGCAAGAAGUCAUCCCGCAAGCCCACAGGACCUAAGAAGGUAUGUCGCUCUACGCCGUGCAUAAAGCCCCUCCCCAUCUACUUACCUGCGUACUAGGAGAGGGGCUAACUAAACGACAAACUUAGAGCGAACCGCUUGCAACCUCUUUUUCAUGCCUUUUCUGCAACCAUGAGAAAUCCGUUACAUGCAUGCUCGACAAGAAGGCUGGCGUCGGCAGCUUGUCUUGCAAAGUCUGCGGGCAGAGGUUCCAAGCGAACAUUAACUGUAUGUCACCAUUUCUUACCUCUCUACCUCUCUACCUACUCCUUGCAGUUUGGUCUGGUUUGGUUUGAUUUGGUAUGAUUUGGUUCACUCACCCCCCGGCAUCUUGUCAUCGUUGCGCCGUGCGGCCGCCAUCGUUGGGGGGUGGAUAGUGGACGGACACCGGUGUUUCUCGGAUUUCGGAGGAAGCGGAUAAGCAUUAACGUAUUGGGAUUGAGCGGGAAUAGAUUUGUCGGCGGCGAUAGACGUGUAUAGUGAAUGGGUCGACGCCUGCGAUGAAAUUGCGAAUCCAAAGGACAAGGCUCCCAGGCGAGUUAGCGGUGGUGGCGGUGCUGUAGGAAGAGGGGGUGGGGGUGGGGGGGAUGGAGGGACUGGGAGUAAGUCUCAACAGAGCCGCGAUAAGUUUGAUGAGCUGGAAAAUGACGACGACGAUGACAUCGGUGGUGGGUAUGGGGGGAGAACUCAGGCCAUUGUUGAUGAGGAUGAGGAUGAAUACUGAAAGGCGCUACGGCGCCAUGGCCAUGAGAUCGCAUGUGGGAUGAUGGAUGAAUGGAUGGAUUUUAAGUGGGUUCACAAUGAGGUUGUCACUAUACCGGCUUUUGCUUUUGUUUCUCUCUUUUUUUUUUUUUUUGUCAAAUGUGCUGGGCUGCAUUCUUGAUCUUUUGUAUAAAAAGGUUUGGGUCACUGUUUCCUUUUACUUUUUUUUCCUUUGCGGGUUCUACUACUACUACUACUCGGUAAUUGGGUCUCUCUCUCUCUCCUAUAUUCCGAGGUACACGUGGCAAUUGGACCACUGAUGAUGUGAAGAUU
Tuber aestivum (summer truffle) is the source of this 1224-nucleotide messenger RNA. Lineage: Eukaryota; Fungi; Ascomycota; Pezizomycetes; Pezizales; Tuberaceae. The record is from the annotation of a GenBank genome assembly.